AUGCUGCUCAGGCCAUUGUCUGAUACAUUCCCUUCGGGAAGCUCCAAACAAUCACCAGGCGAACUGGAUAUUGGCUCGAUACCUCUCAGAAAACUCGGAGUUCCAGGUGGUCUCUCUUAUGGGAAACAAUCGAGCGUCUUAGAUGAAGAAAAGCGUUGUUUUCCGGAAGAUUCUAAGAAUGACGACGAAGAUUUAUCGUUCUACUUGGACAAUAUUCCGAAAACGUUUUCGGGCUCCAUACCGGACCUGUUGCGCCGCUACUCCUCCUCUUCUGAACUUAGCAGUGUGUCUGAGCCACAGAGACCCUACAUCAAGUUACCUGGUAGUGAGGAUGGAGGAGAAGGUUAUAGGGCUCGCUACUACGACAUGAUCCGCAUCCCACCCCCUCCACUCGUCGAAUUUGGCACCCGUUUCCCUCCGGACGAACCAAGCGACGAGGACGAACGAGAUAGCGUCGAUCCCUCUGGCCUGUCGAGAAGGCUUGCCUCCUUGUAUGACUAUUUUGGGUGGCAGGGACGCGAUCGCGGAGGUUCAAUUGAUAGCCAGGACCCAUUUAUCCCGCCUGGAUUACUUGAUCGUGAAGUCGAGGAGGAGCAGCGAGGUAGAAUUGAUUUCAUUGAUUUGUCAAGCGUUUCGAAACGUAUUUCGACUUUGAGCGACGGACCAAGCGAAGAGGAAGAACGAGAUAGCAUCGACUCGGCAAGAAACCUUGCGUCUUCGUUUGGCUGGCAGAGAAUCAAUCGAGGCAAUUCGAUUGACAGCCUGGACCCAUUUAUCCCGCCUGGAUUACUUGAUCGUGAAGUCGAAGAGGAGGAACGAAAUGGCCUUGAUUUGUCAAGCAUGUCGAAAGGUCUUUCGACCUUAAGCGACGAACCCAACGCAGAGGGAAAAGAGGAAGAACGAGAUAGCACCGAUUCGUCUGACCUAUCGAGAAGUCUCGAGUCUUUGUUUGGUGGCUUCGGCUGGCGGGGAAGUGAUCGGGUAGAUUCGUUUGACAGCCAAGACCCAUUUAUCCCGCCUGAAUUACUUGAUCGUGAAGUCGAAGAGGAGGAAGAACGAGAUAGCGUUGAUUUGUCCAGCGUGUGCGAACGUAUGUCGACUUUGAGCGAUUUCUUCGCGUCUUUCAAGAAGAACAAAAAGGGAGAUAAGAGCUCAAAGGGAGGCAACCGAGGAGAUUCAAAUGACAGCCAGCCGCCACGUAGCCCGCCAGGCUUAUGUCGUGAAGGCUCUUCGUCUUCAUCCUCCCGCGAUUCACCCCGCUCGUCUCUUCUUUCCGAGCCCGAACCUAAAUUCAACCCGAAACUGGCCUUAGAUAACGAACGUUAUACGAAAAAGCAACUAUCCCUCUUCGGCGAUUUCCUACGCGCACCGUUCUCGCUCUCAAAUGCCACCACUCCUUCGCCAGUGAUGAAUGAUCUUGGUCCUCUGGAUACAGAAGCACAUGUCGAUUGCUAUUGCAAUCGGUGUCGCCUCUUGGACUAUGCGUUGACGCGUGACUUUGACGAAAUUCAUCCGUUUGCUUUGGUUAAUCUUAAAUAUGCUAAGGGUUUGGAUGAUGAGGGAAAUUAUAUAUAUUAA
This is a messenger RNA of Fomitiporia mediterranea MF3/22, 1578 nucleotides long. RefSeq lists its product as uncharacterized. Lineage: Eukaryota; Fungi; Basidiomycota; Agaricomycetes; Hymenochaetales; Hymenochaetaceae. The record is from RefSeq and is a predicted model, not a curated record. The transcript has a single exon. The coding region runs from base 1 to 1578 and encodes 525 amino acids.